Oreochromis aureus is the source of this 1724-nucleotide messenger RNA. RefSeq names its product translation initiation factor IF-2-like. The coding region runs from base 174 to 1061 and encodes 295 amino acids. The transcript is spliced from 2 exons. NCBI's taxonomy places the organism in Eukaryota, Metazoa, Chordata, Actinopteri, Cichliformes, Cichlidae. The record is from RefSeq and is a predicted model, not a curated record.
UUAAAGACACGGGGAUUCAGGGUUGUGGGGUUGUAUGUGGUGGCAAGGAGUCUGUGCGGCUGGCAGCUGAGAGCUGCAGUCGCACUGUGUGAAUAAAGUUGGCUCUCAAAUCAAACCCCUGGACCUGUCAUGGGUCAUCCUUGCCACAGUGGAGCCGAAACCCGGGAAGUGGCAUGGCGGGUCCACACCCGAGCCAGGGAAGGGAGGAGCUGGCCCAGAUAGUGGCCGAAAUGGCGGCCACCCAGUGGGAGCAGGCGGCGGAGGUGCGCUGUCGACAGGAAGAGCUGCUGGCCCGGACUGAGCGCCACCUGGGGCGAAUCGCAGAACUGGCGACAGUGCUCCAGGCCUGGGCAACACCGCCGCCGCCACCCCCACCAGCGCGUCCAGACGGUGGGGAGGCGGUGGAGGAACCUCGACAGCCGGAGGUGGUGGAUGAGGCGCGAAGGGAUCCGCACCUGCUGGAGGAGGGGGAGCAGCCGGGUGAAGGGCUGCUCCAGCCGAGAGCGGUGGAGGAGCCGCUCCAGCCGGAGGUGGCGGACGAGGCGCGCAGAGGUCUGCGCCUGCCGGUGGAGGAGGAGCCGUGCCGCGAAGGGCUGCUCCCGCCGGGAGCGGUGGUGGAGCCGCUCCAGCCGGAGGUGGACGAGGCGCUAGAGGGUCCGUGCCCGCUGGAGGUGGAGGUUCCGCUGCGUGAGGGGCUGCUCCAGCUGGGAGCGGUGGAGGAGCUGCCCCAGCCGGAGAUGGCGGAGUUGCCAGUGCCAGGGGAGUAUGCGCAACCUGGGGCCGAGGGCGAGGAGCAAGUCAUUCCGGAGCGACGGAUGCCGCCCGUGAGCCGGGGCUCGCCAGGUGGCCGGCCUCCGGACCAGCAUCGCCGCCGCCACUGGAGGCGUGGCCGGCCUCCGGAAGGGACACGGCCCUGUCACCGGGUUGGAAGCCGGUUGGAGGGAGUAGGUUCGGCCGGAUGGCUCCCCGGCCUCAAUCGGGCGAUGGGGGUAUGUGGUGGGGCGUGGUCUGUGGUGCCUUGCGGACGCACCUGCAUGGCAUCCGCAAUCACGCCGAGUUAAAGACACGGGGAUUCAGGGUUGUGGGGUUGUAUGUGGUGGCAAGGAGUCAUGAGAGCCAACUUUAUUCACACAGUGAAUAAAGUCAAAUCAAACCCCUGGACCCGUCAUGCGUCAUCCUUGCCACAGACACCCUACAACCUUUGAAUACAAACUUAACCUAAAAGAGCACAUAUUUCAGAAUUUACCGUGACCAGUGCAACAAUGGCAAAGGACACCUUGUGGGACUCCCUCCUUAUGCCUGUUGUGACAAAAUGACAGCUGGCUACUUGAUACCUUGGCAUGAGAACGUGUUUGAAAAUCUAAACACAUUGUCCAAGUCCACAGAGGAUCUGCACUGGAGGAAAUACAUAUCUGCAUCUUUGAUGAGGAAUUUCCUUCACAUAACCUUUAUUUAUUUGAUCAAAAUUUCUUUGAUCAACGCUCUUCCAUUCUGUAUCUGCAAGUUCUGCAGGAUACUGAACCCCAAAUUACCCCUGAUGAAUCCUCAUGUGUGGGCACGAUGGCAUGUGAGUGUGUGCUUAAUAGGUAAAACACAUUCAAAGGUGUUGAAUUAAUAUAUGUGUGAAUGGCUGAAUCUAGUAUAUUGUGUAAAUGUUCUUUGACUGUAGAGGUAGAAGAUGAUUAUAUAUGUAAAAAUCAAUUUAAUGCCUUCAUUCUUCAGUA